AUGUUGAGUUCCAGUAGCAACAGACCUAUAUCAGCCCAUUUGACUAUUCAUUACAAGCCUAUCCAGGAGGAAGAAGGGGAGGUGAGGGGCAGCCCCAGAGGGGGCAGUCAUCGCGAUGACUGCCUUCUGGAGACCGAUAGGUCUCCCACUCCCAACAGGAAACAUGAGUUUAUCAAGACGGUACUUAACAUCAACGAUGAUGAUGCUGAGCCUUGUUCCCCAUGCGGAGAGUCGCACAAGGACAACGCGACUUUGUUUGGGGACUUUAUGUCUAAAAGACAGCAGAGGCUUUCCAACUCCAUGAACAUUUUCGAUCUCUAUCAAUGUGUACACAACCUGCCGCUCAGCAGCAACAACCACCAGUUCAUAGCAAGAAGAUUUAGCGAAUCACACAUCCCCUCCUUGCACCAUCGCCAGCAGCAUCAAGCAACAGCGGCGAAGAACUUUGUACAGCCCACCAAGGACAUUCAGAGGAUCGCUUCAUACGCCGCAGAUUCCGACCAAAGAGUCAAGUAUCUACCAAACUAUCACCAGUCCCCUCCUUCUACUGCCUCGGCGGCGGCAGCGUCGAGAGCAGCCAAACCAAGAAGGCUCCCCGACAGCGACAGUAAAAAAUACAUACUGCAACUACAACUGUCGUCGUCUAGCUCCCGGCCGAUCUCGCCGCAGACCCAUUCGGACUUCCGCCCUUCUUGCUCUUCCUCCAACUGCUCGUCAUCUUCCUCGUCAUCCAUGUCCUCGUCUGUCUCUGUCUCAGAUCCGAAUAACAUAACGGCAUACGAAACGGAUAAUGUCAGCUCACAGUUCCCGACCGACCAGCCUCUGGACAUUUCUAGCCCUUGCACGAGGCACCAUCACAGAAGAAACUCUAUUGCUGUAAAAUUCGACAAGGCUUUAUAUAAAAAGACAACAGGAUAG
Molecule: messenger RNA, 918 nt
Organism: Saccharomyces kudriavzevii IFO 1802
Lineage: Eukaryota; Fungi; Ascomycota; Saccharomycetes; Saccharomycetales; Saccharomycetaceae
Exons: 1
Coding region: 1-918 (305 amino acids)
Source: RefSeq, a predicted model, not a curated record